Messenger RNA from Physella acuta, 3860 nucleotides. RefSeq lists its product as uncharacterized. The record is from RefSeq and is a predicted model, not a curated record. NCBI's taxonomy places the organism in Eukaryota, Metazoa, Mollusca, Gastropoda, Physidae. Gene Ontology annotation, molecular function: protein binding.
GUUUACAAAUGGCCGGACUGUGUCAACUUGUGUUUAUUACAUCGACAUUUUAAUGCCCGUGUGCCUUGUUUUGUUCUUCGGAAAUGGAUCAAAGUUAACACAACUGGAGACAUUUCAGUGAUCAUCUUUCUAAAUACUAAUUAUCAUUUUGAUAGAAGAAGAGCUGAAGUUAAGACUUAACUACAAUUUAUUUUAAACCAUCUACUUGAAAAUGUCCAUGCGCACUCGCAUUCGUGGUUUCACUGCGUGGGUUAACCUUCGACUAACGCCUUACAAUCAGCUAAUGUCAAAUGUGCUCAUGGAUCUCUUGUCUGGAACAAGUAUGAAACAUUUAACUGAAAGCAUCACAGGAAGGAUUUUUAAAAAGUUAGAUAACAUGGAUGGCUUAUCUCAGCAGCAAGUUCUUACCAGAGUUCAAUGGAUGGUUGAUGAACUGAAACAAUGUGGUGUUCUGCCCAAUGAUGUAUAUGUAGAUCCUCGCAUGUUUGCCAUGAGAAGUGCUGACCAUGUGUUUGAGGUACUGUGGCGUCUCAUUUCCCAUGACAUUUGGUUUGUAUGGGAGAGAUAUGAGUUUUUCCAACUCGAUGAUCCUGAUAUUAUCACUCAAGUACCUUUUAAGUGGACACCUGACCCACCACCAAUGAAAAAGAAAAAAAAGAUUAAAAAAUCUUUACUCUCUGGAUUUGGAGCUUCUGCUUUUAAGGAGGAGCCUAAUGAAGUUGAUCAACAAGACUGGAUCAAAUUUCCAAACUCUGAGCUCAUGAUGAAUUUUAAAAAGAAGAAACCAGUUCCUGGCAAAUAUCCAGCCCCAGAUUCUUGUAUUCUGGAAAUUGUUAAUGCUGAAUUAAAGAAAACAAAUGAGGGAAGGAAACUUCAUUGCUAUGGGUUUGAUGACCUUGUUGACAGCAGGAUUUUGUGUGCUUUAGUCAAUGGUUUUGUUCCAAGUACUUUCCCUACAGAUUUAUUACUUAAUGACAGAUGGACCAUAAAUCUUGUACUGAGAACAGCAGAAAAAAUGUUCUACUCAGAAACACCUUUUGACUCUGAAGAUUUAGGGGAGGCUGAUGGUAUGGCUGUGUCAGCAUACUUUACUUUCUUCUUUAUGGUGGCAUUUAAGUACAGACAGUGUGAACAUGUGGCAGCUAAAGCAACUGCUUUAAAACAAAAACUGAAAAAAUUGACAGAAAGUUUAGACAGAUGUCCUACAGUUGUCUCCAACUUGGAAGAGAUGCAGAAGAGAAAAGAUUUCAGAUCACAAAUUGAUCAUCUUAAAGAAGAAAUUAAGAAACUGUCCCUGCAGUAUGAUACUGACUACUGCAAGCAAUGGGUGGAGCAUGUGUUAAAUAUAAAGACAGAAGUAAGAAAGUAUAUUGACGAUUGCAUGAAAAAAAGAUUUGAAACUGUUGUUAUUCCAAGGAAUAUAACCAUAAAUAAUUUGUGCUUGUCUUGUGCCAUAAACUUGAGUCUUUCAAAAGGAUCAGGCUUUUAUCUCUCCUCAUCUUCAGAGGUUCUGACUGAAGGGAGACAACUAAUUUUAAAACUCAAGAAAACUGGAGAAUUUAUUGAUGAUUUUAGCUUAAAAAACAAAGGUUCUGUCAAGCAGAUUCUAGGAAUAACAAAAUCAUUUCCAGUUGAAGUUAAUCCUGCAAACUAUCCGCAGUAUGAGUUCUACUUUGAAGCUUUGAGUCGCAACAAAUACCUGAAAAUUGGAAGCAUCUUUCUGUAUCAAAUUUUCCCUGGAACAACGACAAACUGGCAGAAAGCGCUGAUCAGAGCAGCAAAAGAUAAUGAUGCAGACAGUGUGAAUAAAAUGGUGUCAUUUUUCUCUAGCAACCCUUCAUUUAUCAACUCAAAGGAUGCUAAAACUGGACAAACAGCUUUACACUUAGCUUCCAGACAUGGGUAUAAUGACAUGGUGCAAACACUGCUAGAGAAUGGUGCUGCUAUUGAUGCCAAAGAUAACUCACAAAACACUGCCUUGUUUCAUGCCAUAGAUGGGCUUCAGAAAGAAGCAGCACAUUUAUUAAUAGAAUGGGGAUGUGAUGUACACUGUCGAAAUUCUAAAAGAAGUUCGCCAUUUGAGGUAGCCAAAAAUGAAGAAUUUCGUCUUUUACUUGUUGAUUUGUAUAAUUAUUAUUCUACAAUUGUGCCAAAGAUCAUGAAAGGAGAUAAAGAAAUCAUGAUAAAAAGCUUAGCAAAUCACAUAAAUGGUGAAAAAAAGUUUCAUAACCUACAUAGCAGAUGCAUAAACGGCAGCACAUUGCUCCACACAGCCAGUUACUAUGGUUACACAGAUGUAAUUGAAGAUUUACUGCAGCUCAACGUUGAUAUUAAUUUAAAGGACUAUAAAGGAGCUUCACCAUUACACAGGGCCAAAAAUGCUGAAACUAUUAAAAUGCUGCUAGACAAUGGAGCAGACAUUGAUGCCGAAGAUUCUGAGGGAAAUACAUGUUUGCAUGUCAAGUGCUAUGGACAGAUUGAUCAGCCAACAGAGAUGGCUGCCAUUAAAACACUGCUUGAUGAAGAGGCCAAACUUUUAAAAAGGAACAAAAGGAACCUGCUACCCAUUCACUGCUGUGUCAUGCAGGGAAGAAUUGAUGCCACUGAGCUUUUGUUAGACUAUGACCCAGACAACACAGUCAAGAAAACAUUAAAUAGUGAAAAAGAUUUUAACCCUCCAAGCUUGCUACAUCUUGCUAUAGCUAAUAACUUCCUCAGCUGCGCUGAAUGGCUAUCCAAAAGAGGAUUCCAAUUUAAAGCAAAAGAGCAAGAUAUUUUACUUCAGAGAAUACUAACAGAGAAAGUUAAAGUUUCAAACCUCCCUGAAGUGGUGCAGUAUCUAUUUGAUCAUGGCGCCAACCCCAACCCCAUCUAUCCUGAUGGGAACACAGCCAUCCAUUUUGCUGCCAAACAAAGUGGUUCACCAGAGGUCCUGGAGGUCAUGCUGUCAAAUGGCGCCCAGGUCGACAGCGUCAACGACGAGGGAUACACCCCCCUGAUGCUCGCUUGUCAAACAUGUAGCAAGGUUGCUGCUUGCAUUCUCAUCAACAAUGGCGCUAAUGUCAGGCAAAAAAAUAUGCAUGGUCAAACAGCUUUAGACUACAUAGAAGAUUAUGAAGAAUGGAUACAAUCAGGGUAUUUUUCUGAUGAGGUCAUAAUCAAACUAAAAGCAUUUGAUCUGAAAAACUCCAGAGAACUUGUCAGGGCCAUCUCCCAUCGCAUCAAAUCAGCAUCAGCAGUGAGCACGACAUCGCAGUCAUUCCGCUCAGCACCUCACACAGCUGUAUCCACCAGGACAAGGUCUCAGACAGCCACCCACAGAUCUACACCCCACACUGGGCUCCAUUCUCUUCCAUCAGCUCAGUCCAGGAAGUCUACCAGAUCUUACAAAUCUUUACCUGCUAUAGAGCACAGGGCUAUUUACAUUGUUCAUUAACUUGAUGUUUUUAGAAAAAAAUUUCAUGUAAUUAAAUAAGUUGUUUAGAUGUUAGCUAUAUAAAAAGUGAGUAACUUACACAUUCCACCAAAAGUUACUUUGUAUGCUUACACAACUAAACCUCUUUAAUGAUUACAACUAAACAGGUUGUAUAUAGUUGAAUAGUAUUAUACUUAUCAGUAUUGUAGCUAGUAAAGUAUCCUUGAAUAGCCUGUUUACAAAUUGCUUAAAAGCAAGGUAAAAAAAAUAUUUUUUCACUCUUGAUAAAGAUUAGUGUGGGGAGUUAACCUGCCAAGUGAGGCAAUCAACCUACAAAAACUUGACCUCAAAGCUUCAUUUUAAUUCAUGUAGUUAUAAUUUAUUUGUAAGCAGCAUUUGUAUACCUCUAAGCAGUUAUGUUAUUGAAGAAGUAUUUUUAUACAAG